GGCGGCAGCGGCAGGAUGCGGGCGGGCCGCGGCGCGGCGGGCGGGGAGGCGGCGGCCGAGGAGGAGGCGGCCGAGGCGGCCAAGCGCGGCGGGGCGGGGGCGGGGGCGGCGGCGGCGGCGGGGCGGGCGCGGGGCCGCGGCGGGAAGGGGUCCCCGAACGGCGAGUGCCGGCGCGGGGAUCCGCCGCGCAGCCCCGGCCCGGAGCCGCCCCGAGAGCCCAAGGUCUCCUUCUCCUGCGGCGGCGGCGGCGCGUCCCCCGGCGGGGCCAAGGCGGCCGAGGAGGGCGCGGGCGAGGAUGCGGGCGAGGAGGCCCGCGGGAGCCAGGCCAGCUUCAUGCAGCGGCAGUUCGGGGCGAUGCUCCAGCCCGGCGUCAACAAGUUCUCGCUGCGGAUGUUCGGCUCCCAGAAGGCGGUGGAGCGGGAGCAGGAGCGCGUCAAGUCGGCGGGGGCCUGGAUCAUCCAUCCCUACAGCGACUUCAGGUUUUACUGGGACUUCACAAUGCUGCUCUUUAUGGUGGGCAACCUGAUCAUCAUUCCCGUGGGCAUCACCUUCUUCAAGGAGGAGACCACGGCGCCCUGGAUCGUGUUCAACGUGGUCUCCGACACCUUCUUCCUGAUGGACCUGGUGCUGAACUUCCGGACGGGGAUUGUCAUUGAGGACAAUACAGAAAUCAUCCUGGACCCCGAGAGGAUCAAGAAGAAGUACCUCAAGACCUGGUUUGUGGUGGACUUUGUCUCCUCCAUCCCUGUGGACUACGUCUUCCUCAUUGUGGAGAAGGGCAUAGACUCGGAGGUGUACAAGACGGCCCGUGCCCUCCGCAUCGUCCGCUUCACCAAGAUCCUCAGCCUCCUGCGGCUCCUCCGCCUUUCCCGGCUCAUCCGCUACAUCCACCAGUGGGAGGAGAUCUUCCACAUGACCUACGACCUGGCCAGUGCAGUGAUGAGGAUCAUCAACCUCAUCGGCAUGAUGCUGCUGCUCUGCCACUGGGACGGCUGCCUCCAGUUCCUCGUGCCCAUGCUGCAGGAUUUCCCCCAGAACUGCUGGGUCUCCAUCAACGGGAUGGUGAACGACUCUUGGAGCGAGCUGUACUCCUUUGCCCUCUUCAAGUCGAUGAGCCACAUGCUCUGCAUCGGCUAUGGGAAGCAGGCACCCGAGAGCAUGACGGACAUCUGGCUGACGAUGCUGAGCAUGAUCGUGGGGGCCACCUGCUACGCCAUGUUCAUCGGCCACGCCACUGCCCUCAUCCAGUCGCUGGACUCCUCCCGGCGCCAGUACCAGGAGAAGUACAAGCAAGUGGAGCAGUACAUGUCCUUCCACAAGCUGCCCGCUGACUUCCGCCAGAAGAUUCACGACUACUACGAGCAUCGCUACCAGGGCAAGAUGUUCGACGAGGACAGCAUCCUGGGGGAGCUCAAUGAGCCCCUGCGCGAGGAAAUUGUGAACUUCAAUUGCCGCAAGCUGGUGGCCUCGAUGCCGCUGUUCGCCAACGCAGACCCCAACUUUGUCACGGCAAUGCUCACCAAGUUGAAGUUUGAGGUGUUUCAACCGGGUGACUACAUCAUCCGCGAGGGCACCAUUGGCAAGAAGAUGUACUUCAUCCAGCACGGGGUUGUCAGCAUCCUCACCAAGGGCAACAAGGAGAUGAAACUCUCCGAUGGCUCCUACUUUGGAGAAAUCUGCCUGCUGACCCGCGGCCGGCGCACGGCGAGCGUCCGGGCGGACACCUACUGCCGCCUCUACUCACUCUCAGUGGACAACUUCAAUGAGGUGCUGGAGGAGUACCCCAUGAUGAGACGGGCCUUUGAGACCGUGGCCAUCGACCGCCUCGACCGCAUCGGGAAGAAGAACUCGAUCCUGCUCCACAAAGUGCAGCACGACCUCAACUCGGGCGUCUUCAACAACCAGGAGAACGAGAUCAUCCAGGAGAUCGUCAAGUACGACCGGGAGAUGGUGCAGCAGGCGGAGCUGCAGCAGCACACGGCCAUGUACAGCCCCGUCCAGCCCCAGGUCACCUCCGCCAUCGCCACCCUGCAGCAAGCCGUCGCCAUGAGCUUCUGCCCGCAGAUGGCCAGCCCGCUGGUGGGCUCCAUGGCCCUGGGCUCGCCCCGCAUGAUGCGCCGCUUGCAGUACGCCCAGGCCGUGCCCAGCCCCUUCGCCGUCUCCCCCGUCUUGCUGCCGCAGAGCCCCCCGCAGCAGCCGCAGCCCCCCGCGCCCCACGCCAACCCCUCGCCCUCGCAGGACCAGGCCCAGCCCGCGUCCCUGCCCGCCUCCACCAGCGCCUUCGCCGCCGCCGCGGCCAGCCCGCCGUCCCAAAGCCCCCUGGCCAGCCGGACGUUUGCCUACGGAGGUGCCCCGGGGCAGCUGGGCUCCCAGCUCUCCCUCAGCCAGCAGCAGGCGCCCGGUUCACCCCAGCGCCUGGCCGCCCACAAAAGCACACAGGCGCUGCACACCAGCAGCCUCAGCCAGGAUUCGCGGCCCUUGUCAGCCUCGCAGCCCUCCCUGCCCCACGGGCUGGCAGCCGGCAGCACCCAGAGCCCCCCGGCCUCGGCCCGCGAGUCCUGCGCCUCCAUCGGCGGGAGCCCGGCUGUCGCCUCGCCGGGCCCCGGCCCCUCGGCCGGAUUGCGAGGCCAGGCAUCCUCGCGGGGGACCCCAGCUCACCCGGCGUCCACGGGCUCGGUGCACGCGGGGCCACCCGCCCUGCCGCAGGACUCGGCGGCGGCCCGCAAGGAUUCGGCGGCCGGCACGCCCGACACGGACCCGGCCAAGUCCAGGCUGUCUUCCAACUUGUGACCUCCGUGCCACGCCAGGCGCGGGGAUGAGCGCGCCGGAGGGGGCUGCGGCAGCGAGCCCCGUCUCGUCCCGUGCUCGUCCUGCGCCGCCCUGCCGAGGAGCGUCGGGCGAGGGCCACGGCCGCCCCGCCGGCUGCCUCCCCCCACCGCGGGGCCAGCCCCGCUCCCCGGCUUCCUCCCUCCACACGCUGCAGAGCGGGGCAACAGUGGGGGGGGUGGAUACAGGGCCUCUGCGGCCCCCCCACCCACCGCGGGGACACGGCGGGGAGCCGGGCUGAGCCCCCGGCUGCGUCGCCGCCGACCAAAGUCUGGCCCCAUCUCCCGCUCCCCGCGGCAAAGCCCUGCUGCCCCCAGCCUCCCCGGCUGCCCCAUAGAAGCCACAGCUGCAUCAUCCCCCCCAUGAUCAACUCUGUAUAUGAUAUAUAUGACCUGAAUACAUACCUGUAUGUGUGCAUCCGCAGGACACCUCCCCGGGGCUUUAGGCACGCCUGCGCGUGUCCCAGCCUCCCCUCUCACAGGCCCAAGGCGAGGGGUGACGGUCCAGGACUGGAGGUAAGUUGGGGGGUCUGAAGGACGGUCGCCCUGAGGCUUGCAAGCACCCCACACACACGCUGUCCCCCAACCUGACCCCCCCCCAGCCUGGGGGGGGGGUGGUAAAUGCAGCCCGACCUCCCCUAGUCAGCAUUAGGAUGGAGAUAAGACGCUGGAGCCUGGGGACCUGAGCCCUGGGGCUGCCCCACGGGCAGUCGCAGCUUUAAGGCUGGGGAAGGCACACAGCAUGUGUACCAGCAUGCUUGUGCGUGUGCACUGACGGACGCGUGUGCGUACAGGUGUGUGGGUGCAGGGGUGCGUGUGUGCGUGCGCACGUAUGCCCCUCUGCCUAGCACUCCGGAGCCUUCCACAUUGAAUGUACGCAGUGACUGCGAGCGAGGGGCCACACGCCAGCCCGGCGCCCUGUAGCCACGCAUCCGGCGGGACAGGGCCCCGCUCCAAGCGUCCACCUUUCCAUCCAGCCCAUCCUGUGCAAUAAACGUCAGCAGCUGACAGAGCUA
This is a messenger RNA of Harpia harpyja (harpy eagle), 3841 nucleotides long. It is a transcript of the gene HCN2, whose product is annotated as hyperpolarization activated cyclic nucleotide gated potassium and sodium channel 2. Gene Ontology annotation, cellular component: membrane. Gene Ontology annotation, biological process: potassium ion transport; transmembrane transport. The transcript has 8 exons. NCBI's taxonomy places the organism in Eukaryota, Metazoa, Chordata, Aves, Accipitriformes, Accipitridae. The record is from RefSeq and is a predicted model, not a curated record. Gene Ontology annotation, molecular function: voltage-gated potassium channel activity. The coding region runs from base 16 to 2790 and encodes 924 amino acids.